AUGUUACUCGUCGAGAUAUUCAGAAAAAUAACACAUAUAGAAAACACAGAAAUUGGGAAGAAGACUGCCAAGCCAAAGAGCCAACCCACACCUAAGUACAAUGAGAUGAUCUGUGCUGCUGUGGGUGCUAAGGAGAGAUCUGGAUCAUCCAGACAGGCCAUCCUGAAUACAUCAGAGCCAACUACAAAGUCGGAGACAAUGUACAUCUUCAAUGCCCACCUUAAGCUUGCGCUGAAGGCUGGAGUGAAGAAUGGAAGCAUCAAGCAGUCCAAGGGAACCGGGGCUUCGGGCUCUUUCAAGCUUGGGGAGGUCAAAAAGGUUGCCAAAAAGGCAGUUAAGCCUAAAGCCGCCAAACCAAAGAAGGCCAAGACCCCCAAGAAAGCCAAGCCAGCUAAGAAGUCAGCUGCUGCAAAGAAGCCCGUAGCCAAGAAGGCCGCCAAGAAACCAGCUGCUAAGAAGGUGAAGACCCCCAAGAAGGCUGCUGACAAGCCCAAAAAGGCUGCAACCAAGUCACCAAAGAAGGUGAAAGCAUCCAAGCCAAAGAAGGCUAAGACACCAAAAAAGGCUGCCAAGAAAACAAAGCAGACCGCCCGUAAAUCAACCGGAGGAAAGGCUCCUCGCAAGCAGCUGGCUACCAAGGCCGCUCGCAAGAGUGCACCAGCCACUGGUGGAGUGAAGAAACCUCACAGAUACAGGCCCGGAACCGUCGCACUCCGUGAGAUCAGACGGUACCAGAAGAGCACCGAGCUUCUCAUCAGGAAACUGCCAUUCCAGCGCCUGGUCCGUGAAAUUGCUCAGGACUUCAAGACCGAUCUGCGAUUCCAGAGCUCUGCCGUACUUGCUCUUCAGGAGGCUAGCGAAGCUUACCUCGUUGGUCUUUUCGAGGACACAAACCUAUGCGCCAUCCACGCCAAGCGUGUCACGAUCAUGCCAAAGGACAUCCAGCUCGCUCGCCGCAUCCGUGGGGAACGUGCCUAGGCACC
Molecule: messenger RNA, 983 nt
Organism: Mya arenaria
Lineage: Eukaryota; Metazoa; Mollusca; Bivalvia; Myida; Myidae
Product: histone H1-like
Biological process (GO): nucleosome assembly
Cellular component (GO): nucleosome
Molecular function (GO): protein heterodimerization activity; DNA binding; structural constituent of chromatin
Source: RefSeq, a predicted model, not a curated record